AUGCAGGAAGUCCUCGAAGACGCUUGUCGCAUUCGCUUUUUGUUAAACCAAGGGAAACUGAACUUUGUGAACUACACAUUUAUCGCUCUUGAAGUUGCUGUUAUAUUCGUCACGCUUGCAACAAACAGUUUGUUGGUGAUUGCUGUGAGGAAGACAAGCUUACUGAAUACGUUGGUCAAAUGCCUGGUAACGAACAAAUGGAUUGCGCUGAUCAGUUAUCUGCCAACAAGGUGGGAGCUAAUUACAAUUUGAGUCUUUUUUGUGAGGGGUUUCAUGAAUGCGUUCCAACUUUUCGGGUAGGUGACAGUUCGGGUCAUCACAAAAUCUAUUGAUACGGGGCGUAGGGCAGGUGGAUACCCAAAAAAGACUGCCGAAAGUGCCUACGAGGCCUGGCAAAGCCGUUGGAUGGUCGGCUGAUGCUCGGUGAAGGCUCGGCGGAGGCUUGGCGAAGACUUUCAAUAUGUCCACUUUUUCUAAUUUUAGCUGUUACUAACGUUAGUUUUCUUUAUCCUGAAUUAUUGUAACAUACAAGAGACCAAAAUUUGCGGCAAAAAACGAAGAUCCGUAACUUUUAUCUAGACAUUAUUGAUGUGAGUACAUGUAAAGUACCUCAAAAUAGAUGAUAAGCUAUCCUGGGACCCGAUGAAUCUUGUUAUUUCAACUAACUAAGCCUUCUCCUAGCCUCUCCAAUGCUUACAACGAAAGGUUUUCAAAUUUUUCGCAACUUUUCCGCACCGACAACUAAUUUCCUUGACCCUUUUUUGCAGCCUAAUCAUAAUUUUCCCACCCUUUACACAGCUUCUGUAGUAAUUACGCCCUCAAUUCCGAAAAGUCGUAGCGCCUUCAUGCAAAUUCUCUGACCACUCUCUGAAUUUCUUGUAUUCUCUCGCCGCCAAAGACUGCUGAAUAUCCUAAGCUCGACAUGCGACGCGCGGGUUAGAAUUUUUAGAGAGUGAUAAACGGCCUAGUGUCGAGUUGUACGCAAAGUUUAAAGAAACCAUGAGAGUUUCAAUUUGAGAUGCUACUCUUUUAAAAUGACAAGUUGGUGUCGUCAAAAAAACUGUGUUUUUCCUCGAGCUAUUUAUUAUUCAAGAUUUUCAGGCUUUUCACCUUGGCCGGAUACCUUGGAUAUGAGCUACCACGCCUAACAAACAUGCUGAUUAUUGCAUUCCACUUUGUAUGUUACCAAACCCUUUACACUGGAGUUCCAUUCAGUGCCAUUGCAGUGCAAUGUUUUUCGUUCGGGUGGUUUAGAAGUCGACAGAGUACGGUGGUGAUAUGCAUUAUAACAGUCGUAUUGACCUGGACAUCGGCCGCUUUCUUGGCAUUGCAUCCGAAUAUUGGUAAUGCGAGCUUUUUUUUCUUUUUUCUGUUUUUUUACAAAAAUUUAAUUGAUUUCAGACCUUCUUGGGCCCGCAUUUACAUUUUACGGGCCUCUUGUCAGUAUUGUGCUUAGUAUCGGGGUAAGUUUAGGGUCAGGAUUAUGAUCAAAACCUUUGACAGAUUUGCUACCGUGUCAUGAAAAUGCACCACAAGAAUUACAGGGUUGAUGCCGUUGGAAAUGUAGCGAGAAAAACUGAUGUAAGUCUUUAAACCGAAGCACAAUGCCAGAUGAAACUUGGCAUAAAUUCAGAAUAAUAUUAGGUUGGAUAAUAAGUUAUGACCAUAAUUUUUUAAAAUUCCUAAAAUUUUAAUGAUGCUUUUUUCCGAGUUGAAUAGCAUACCGCUGGGUAGGGUGGAGACAGUAGGUUACAGGAACAGGAAACUUUUGCAAUAAAAUGGUCAUAACAUAUUAUCCAACCUAAUAUUUUCUAAAGUAUAUGCGAGAGUCCUGGCUCGCGCUUUGCAGAAACAACCGGGAUUUUUCGAUCGAAAGAUGGCGAAGAUUUGACACUUUUUUCCGAAUUUUCGGCACAAAAAUUUUCAUGCCUAUUUCUACCAAAUACGAUAAUUUUUUCACAAAAAAUCAAUUUUUUCCGCACGAAACUAGCAAAGUUAUGGCCAAAAAAUGUUUUUCUCUCUGACCGCUCUCCGCGUUUAGCCCACUCUCUCGUCGUUUUCAGGUGAGCGUCAACAUCCGCAGUCUCCGACUGCUGACUACCGUAUGCCUGGUGACUACAGCACGUAUGCUGGCUUCCAUCAUCGUUUUGUACAUCGUUUUUCAGACUUUGCUUUUGCAGCGGUGAGUUGCAAGUCUUUUCCGUCUUAUUCGCACUUCCAGAAAAGACCUCGACAAUGCUCUACGAUUGGAGCAUUUCCAUUACAUUGUAUUUGAGGCCAUCGAGGCGCUGUUGGCUCUUUAUUUGAUUGGCACUGAGCCAAGUCUGAAAAAAGCUUUCAUGUGAGUUGCAGACGCUUCCGCAAGGCUUACAAUGAAAAUUUAAGGCAGUUAUUUUACAGACAGCCCACACGAUCGAGUGGACGGAUGCAGAAUGUCUUGGGGGAUCAGAUCUACACGGCGAACAGAUCAGAAGAUCACUUUAUACAGCUGAACGGGCAAUGGCAAACAAAUAAUCUCAAAUCGAAAUGA
Bursaphelenchus xylophilus (pine wood nematode) is the source of this 2530-nucleotide messenger RNA. NCBI's taxonomy places the organism in Eukaryota, Metazoa, Nematoda, Chromadorea, Rhabditida, Aphelenchoididae. The record is from the annotation of a GenBank genome assembly.